This is a messenger RNA of Anopheles arabiensis, 1614 nucleotides long. RefSeq lists its product as uncharacterized. The record is from RefSeq and is a predicted model, not a curated record. NCBI's taxonomy places the organism in Eukaryota, Metazoa, Arthropoda, Insecta, Diptera, Culicidae. The coding region runs from base 148 to 1578 and encodes 476 amino acids. The transcript has 2 exons.
GUUUAGUGCAUUGUGUUUUUCUGAACCUUAAGCUACCCAAAUUUGUUCGUGGUUCAGUGUGUUCCGCUAAAUUCUAAUUUCAAUUUUGUUUUCCUAAAAUUAUUGUGAAAAAUUCACACCAAUUCUCAAAAUCCUCGUACUACUACAAUGUCAUACAUCUUUCUGUUCGAAGUUAUUGUCGAUGAUUUGAAUAUCUUUUCGGACAGUCGAAAUUCGCUCGGUCAGAAUGACCCCGGUACGGCACGGCAGGAACUGUGCGUUCGUCUGCAGCUUGCCAGCCUGGUACGGUGUGAGGUGUGUGAGAAAGAUUUUGGCUCCGCGCUAGACAUCGAGGUUCGUAAAACGGGUGAAAACUGUCUCUUCGCUUACAAUCCCUCGUCCGAGCUGAUGGAAGAGCAAUCGCUCGACUUGCGAAUAUCGGCCCACGGAAAGGGUCCCGAUGGGAGCAAACGAUUGAUCGGUAGCUGGAGGGAACCGGGGCAUGAAAUGUUGGUCGCAUUGGCCCAGGCGUACGACCUGCAGAAUGGUACACCGGCUCAGGACAACUCCAAGGAAUCGUUGGCAUCUGCCGAAUCGCUUACAGCAGAUGCCAAACGAAACAAACCCGUUUUGAACACACUGAAAGCAAUGUAUCCGCUGGAAGCUGAAUCGAACGGUAGCAACAACAACAAUACGGUCGUUGGGUUCGUCGUUCUUACCAUCCGAAUGUCUUGCCUUGGACCGAACAUCAAUCAGAAGGUACUGUUCGGAGGGCGUGAUCUGCAGCAGCAACCGGUCACUUGCUACAAGGUGCAAGACGAACCGGUCGUACAGUGUGUGACGCUCGAGGACCAGGACGAGCAGCAGCUGGUAUGUCCGAAGGGAAGCCUUGCCAGCAUUGUCGGAACGGCCAUCGAGCCGGAAGUGCAACCGUACGAUGAGUAUGCGGCAGAACUGAACGGGAAUGCCAUCUGUAUCCGGGUGGAGAAGGACGCCAACAUUGCGGUUAGCCUUGACGGAGAGGAAACUGACGGUUGCACCAAAGGGUGUUGGACCUCUCUUACCCUUCCGGAUGGAGUGUACGGACUGAAGGAGGAAUACGUACGCCGGGAAGCGAACAACUGCCAGCUGCCCGUCAUCCGCGGCACCCUCAAGUACCCGGCGUAUCAUUGGGCGGGCGAUUUUAUGGUCGCUAAAAAGACAACGCCCGUUACGGUGGACGACUACCGGAAGCGGCCCGAUCCUACGCGUACCGUCGGGCUGCAAGCGCUCCCGCCCGAUCAGCUCGAGCGAGACUGUGCCGGCAUCGAGAUCUGUCGCAAGGGAUGGCACGAUCCGAAUGUGGAUGUGUUUGUGCUGAAGCUGGGCAAGAACAAGCGCACCACCGCGGCGGAUGGAAAUCCACGCAACGAGGUGGAAAUUGAGCUGCGAACACCGCGUGGCCCAUCGCGUGAGAUACGGCCAAAGGAAACGAGGGGGGUGCAGGUGAUCGAGGCCGAGUUUGAACCGGCCCGGGAAAUGCAAAAGCCGGCCGCCGGUGAAGGUGGUGAACCGACCAAGAAAGCGAAGCCCGCCGGCAAGAAAGGCAAAAAGAAAUAGAAACAAAACGCAGCAAGACAGAGACAGACACACAAA